Mirounga angustirostris (Northern elephant seal) is the source of this 1649-nucleotide messenger RNA. RefSeq names its product lysozyme (gene LYZ). Gene Ontology annotation, molecular function: lysozyme activity. Gene Ontology annotation, biological process: defense response to Gram-positive bacterium; defense response to Gram-negative bacterium. Lineage: Eukaryota; Metazoa; Chordata; Mammalia; Carnivora; Phocidae. The transcript is spliced from 4 exons. The record is from RefSeq and is a predicted model, not a curated record. The coding region runs from base 88 to 534 and encodes 148 amino acids.
CCACUAGGAGAAGAAGGAAGUGAAAAGAUGUUAAGUACUGAGCACAGCCUUCCCCGGUCAGCCUAGAGGUCUGGCUUCCCGGUCAACAUGAAGGCUCCCCUUCUUCUGGGGCUUCUCCUGCUUUCCGUCACCGUCCAGGGCAAGGUCUUUGAAAGGUGUGAACUGGCCAGAACUCUGAAAAGACUUGGGCUGGCUGGCUUUAAAGGUGUCAGCCUGGCAAACUGGAUGUGUUUGGCCAGAUGGGAAAGUAAUUAUAACACAAAGGCUACAAACUACAAUCCCGGAAGCAGAAGCACUGAUUAUGGGAUAUUUCAGAUCAAUAGCCGCUACUGGUGUAAUGAUGGCAAAACGCCCAGAGCCGUGAACGCCUGUCGCAUACCCUGCAGCGAUUUGCUGAAAGAUGACAUCACUCAAGCUGUAGCAUGUGCAAAGAGGGUUGUCAGUGAUCCAAAUGGCAUUCGCGCAUGGGUGGCAUGGACAGCACACUGUGAAAACCAAGACGUCUCUCAGUAUGUUCGGAAUUGUGGAGUGUAACUGUGGAGUUUUCCUUCUGCAGCUCAUUGUAUCUCUUUUUCAUAUUAAGGGAGUACUGGUUGAGUGAAAGGUCACAUUACCAUUCUUUCAAAUAACACUUUUACACAAGCAGGAACAGAAUAUGGUCUUUCUUCUAAAAGUCUUCAUGUUUACGAAAUGUGUUUAUUUGAUAGCCUGUAACAUUUUUCAGUUUGCUAAUAGAAUAAUGCUGGUGAAAACUUAUCUAAAGUCUUGCCUAUCAAAUACAUCUCCAAUAUAGUCAGUUCUUAAAGAAAUAAUCCCAACUUAAUCUUUAGUACUCCCCAAUAUUUUAUAAAAAUGUAACAAACAAUCUUAAAAACAAACAUCUUAGGCAAAAUCCUAGCUGAAUAGGCAUCUGUUCAGUACUCUCCAAAAACAGUAAAAAAAAAAAUUAAAAAAAACCACAAAACAAACAAAAAAACACUCUCUGUUGGGCAAUAUAAAGUUUAAAAAGGAGCAGAAUGCCAAAUGGCUAAAAAUGACGACAGCCUGAAUUAAGAAUUUUGCUUUUCUAAACUGUGACCUUGGUUUAAAUAUUUUCUCAGAAAUGUUGCUUUCAUACUGCUUUAAAAAUAAAUUGACAGUUUAUAUGUCAAUCUAUUUUGGCCCUUUAAAGAACUCUUCUAUGCAUCUUUCUGAUCCUGAAGGAAUAUAAAGAAGGAUUGGAUGAGCUGUUGUUGUUCUUUGAUUUUAUUAACUUAGAUUCAUGCAUUAUGACUAAAUCUUGAGGCAAAUGACUUUGCAAGUAUUGAAGUAAUUGCUGAUUAACCAAAGGUGUGAAAUUAUGCAUGUUAUAAAAAUAAUACAAACAUUAUCAUUAGAGGCUUUGCAACUCAUAACUUGUCUUUCUUUGUUUAGACCCAACUAGUGUCUAAGAAGAAAAAAAUAUGUGUAUUCAAAAAAGAAUUAUUUGGGGGCUCAGUCGUUAGGCAUCUGCCUUCGGCUCGGUCCUAAUCCCAGGGAUUAGCCCCGCAUCGGCUCCCUGCUCCGCAGGAAGCUUGCUUCUCCCUCUCCCACUCCCCCUGCUUGUGUUCCCUCUCUUGCUGUGUCUCUCUCUGUCAAAUAAAUAAAUAAAUAAUCUUUAAAAAAUAUAA